Molecule: messenger RNA, 1793 nt
Organism: Amaranthus tricolor (Joseph's coat)
Lineage: Eukaryota; Viridiplantae; Streptophyta; Magnoliopsida; Caryophyllales; Amaranthaceae
Product: magnesium-protoporphyrin IX monomethyl ester [oxidative] cyclase, chloroplastic
Exons: 5
Coding region: 424-1629 (401 amino acids)
Biological process (GO): chlorophyll biosynthetic process; photosynthesis
Cellular component (GO): chloroplast thylakoid membrane
Molecular function (GO): metal ion binding; magnesium-protoporphyrin IX monomethyl ester (oxidative) cyclase activity
Source: RefSeq, a predicted model, not a curated record
AACAAACACAUCUUUGUGAUCCCAUACAUAAAAGAUCAAUUAAAUUUGGAGAGCAUUACAACACAUGAACACAAGCCAAAGCCAUACAAACCUCAAAUAUCUCAACAUAAACUCAACAUAUGAAGAAAUUAUAACCACAAGUAUAUUGAAGCCAAGUUGAAGCACACCCAUAACUUUUAGAAAUAAACCAAAUAAUCCCAUCAAAAAAAUCAAAACCAUCCCAUCAUCAAAUGCCACGUGUCAGUCAAUCACUUGGACCUCAAGAUUUCAUUGGAUCAAAUUCAUUACCCUUAACCCAAAAAAAAAAAAAAAUUCCCAUCCAAAAAUUGUUGAUAAUUGUAUACAAAUACAAGUACUCCUACUUCAUUCUUUCUUCCUUAGCUCAUCAUCCAUUCUUCAUCCUUACUUCCAUCCCCAACCAAAAUGGCACUCCUAAAACCCAUUUCCAAGUUCACCCCAAACUUGAACCCAAACCCGAACCCAUUAACCCGACCCACAACCAAAUUCUUUAGAGUUUCAAUGUCAACAACCACUCCUACACCCACAAAACCAUCAUCAAAAAAAGGGAACAAGAAAGAAAUUCAAGAAACCCUUUUAACACCAAGGUUUUACACGACUGAUUUUGAUGAAAUGGAGCAGCUAUUUAAUACAGAGAUUAAUAAGAACCUAAAUGAAGCUGAAUUUGAAGCGUUAUUGCAGGAAUUUAAGACUGAUUAUAAUCAAACUCAUUUUGUGAGAAACAGUGAGUUUAAGGAAGCUGCUGAUAAGAUUGAUGGGCCUUUAAGACAGAUUUUUGUUGAGUUUUUGGAAAGGUCUUGUACUGCUGAGUUUUCUGGGUUUUUGCUUUACAAGGAACUUGGUAGGAGGCUUAAGAAAACAAACCCAGUGGUGGCUGAGAUUUUCUCCCUUAUGUCUAGAGAUGAAGCCAGGCAUGCUGGGUUUUUGAACAAAGGAUUGUCAGAUUUCAAUUUGGCCUUGGACUUGGGUUUCCUGACUAAGGCAAGGAAGUACACAUUCUUCAAGCCAAAGUUUAUCUUUUAUGCGACUUACCUAUCGGAAAAGAUCGGAUACUGGAGGUACAUUACGAUUUACAGGCACCUAAAGGAGAACCCUGAAUACCAGUGCUACCCGAUCUUUAAGUACUUCGAAAACUGGUGUCAAGAUGAGAACAGACAUGGAGAUUUCUUCUCCGCUCUUAUGAAGGCUCAGCCGCAGUUUCUCAAUGACUGGAAGGCCAAACUCUGGUCUCGUUUCUUCUGUCUCUCGGUGUAUGUUACUAUGUACCUCAAUGACUGCCAAAGGACCGCUUUCUAUGAAGGGAUUGGUCUUGACACCAAAGAAUUCGAUAUGCAUGUCAUCAUUGAGACCAACCGCACAACUGCGAGAAUAUUCCCAGCGGUGUUGGAUGUGGAGAACCCGGAAUUCAAGAGGAAGCUUGACCGAAUGGUAGAGAUAAACGAGAAGCUGAUCGCUGUAGGACAGGGCGAUGAUAUUGGUUUCGUAAAGAACUUGAAGAGGAUCCCGUUGGUAGCAGCACUGGUUUCGGAAAUCUUGGCUGCGUAUCUGAUGCCACCUAUUGAAUCAGGCUCAGUCGAUUUAGCAGAAUUCGAGCCACAGCUUGUAUAUUAGAUUUCCCAAUGUAUUCAACCAUAUCAUUCCUUAUAGUAGUUUAUACUUGAGGAUAACUCGCAUUUCGGAGAACCAAGAAGUUGUAACAAUAUGUAAACUUAUGAAUUGCGGAUUUUGACAUCUUGCAUUGUUUAUGAUACAAUGAUACAACCUUGUUUUGCGUA